CACUCUCUUUCUCGGCAACCAAACUGACUAACUGAGGGUUAGGGUUUUACUUAGUUCGAAUUUGGGCGGUUCCAAUUCCCAAAAGAAUCAUCUGAAAUUAUCUCUACAAAUUCCAGGAAUUGCGACGUUAAGAAAAAUUACUGUCCACCAGUUUUUCUCUUACUGCUUUAGUUAAGCUUAGGGUUUCACUGAUUAUUGUGACAGAUUUUAAGUCCAAGAUGAGCAAUAAUGCAGCCGGACCCUCCUCGAAAUCCAAGGCCGGGUCGUCUCAGCCCUCGGAAACUACGUUUAAGCGCAAACGAGGAGUGUUUCAGAAAGAGUUGCAGCAUAUGAUGUAUGGAUUUGGAGAUGAUCCUAAUCCGCUUCCAGAAAGUGUGGCACUUGUGGAGGACAUUGCUGUGGAGUAUGUCACAGAUUUGGUGCAUAAAGCCCAAGACAUUGGAUCAAAGAGGGGAAAGCUAUCAGUUGAAGAUUUCCUGUAUCUGAUACGCAAGGACAUGCCAAAACUCAACCGCUGUACAGAGUUACUUUCUAUGAAUGAGGAGCUGAAACAAGCUAGGAAGGUUUUUGAGUCAGAUGAAGAGAAGCUGAGGAAGGUUUUUGAGGCAGAUGAAGAAAGCUAGCUUCCAUAUACAUGAUAUGAUGGUGUUUUAAUCGACUAACAUUUGUGGUUACUUUCUGGACUGAGGUAUUUCAAUUUUUUUUCUAGAGCUGAUGCAUACAUGUUAUAUUUUGGUGGUUGUGUAAAUAAUAAAUUUUUGUUGAGGGAGAUUACUUUUACCACAUUUAGGCUUUAAGCAGAUACCACUGGACCAUUUUCUGUAUACUAUGUUAGUGACAGAAUUGGUCUUUUCCCUUC
This is a messenger RNA of Corylus avellana, 859 nucleotides long. It is a transcript of the gene TAF13, whose product is annotated as TBP-associated factor 13. The record is from RefSeq and is a predicted model, not a curated record. Gene Ontology annotation, biological process: transcription by RNA polymerase II. NCBI's taxonomy places the organism in Eukaryota, Viridiplantae, Streptophyta, Magnoliopsida, Fagales, Betulaceae. Gene Ontology annotation, molecular function: protein heterodimerization activity.